GUCAAAUUAUAAACAUUCAUCAGAGACUCGGAAUGUUUUAGAAAAACCUUAUUGUAAAAAAGAUCUGAGAAGAAAAACUUGAAGAUGAUUUCCCUUUCUGAUGUUCCCUCAACAUCUUCCAUUCUAUCAACAUACACUGCCUUCACCACUUCAGCUUUCCUAGUCAGGACAGUUCUUACUGAGCUCAAAGCAUUGGCCAACCAGUUCUUGCCUGGAGACCUCCUGGAAAAGCUCUCUUUAAAACUGGGAGGCCUAAUCUGCAACUUCUCCUCCAAAACAACUCUCGUCAUUGAUGAACAGAACGGCCUUAUCCGAAAUGAAAUCUUCGAGGCCGCUGGAAUCUAUCUCAGAACAAAGCUGAACCCUGCAGCUGGCAGGCUCAAAAUCUCCAAGGCGUCCAGGGACAAAAGCAUCACAUUCAUCAUCAGCAGAGAUGAGAAAAUCGCGGACACGUUUGGCGGCGUGGAAUUGAUCUGGGAAUUGAAAGUCACUGCCAGUACUUCUCAGAAAUCCGAGUUUGAUCGCUUUUCUUCUUCCGAGAGCAGUACGGAACGGAAAUCGUUCGAACUCUCCUUCAACAAGAAAUUCAGUGAAAUUGUUAUCAGCAAAUAUAUACCGUUCGUUCUGGAAAGAUCGAAGGCCAUAAAAGAAGAAAACAAAUGCGUGAAGCUGAUGGCGUUAGGAAACUAUACAGAUGAGGUUAAUCUGGAGCAUCCGUCCACUUUUGAGACCCUAGCGAUGGAUCCUGAACUGAAGAAGGAAAUCAUAGAAGAUUUGGACAGAUUUGUUAGCCGGAGAGAUUAUUACCGGAGAGUUGGGAAGGCGUGGAAGAGAGGGUACUUAUUGUAUGGGCCUCCGGGAACGGGGAAGUCGAGUCUGAUAGCAGCCAUGGCCAAUUAUCUGAAAUUCAGCAUCUAUGAACUGGAUCUGUCUUGCUUACGGAGCAACUCGGAUCUCCAGGAGCUGCUUCCCACUACUAAAAACAAAUCCAUCCUUGUGGUUGAGGAUAUUGAUUGCAGCAUUGAUUUGCAGAACAGAAAUAAUGGAGAUCACGGCAAGCAGAGUAAUGAUCCAAGUUAUCCUCAGGUAACGCUAUCUGGUAUACUGAACUUCAUUGAUGGAUUAUGGUCGUCUUGUGGGGAUGAAAGGAUCAUUGUGUUGACGACCAACUACAAGGACAGGUUAGACCCAGCACUACUUAGACCGGGAAGAAUGGACAUGCAUAUCCUCAUGUCAUAUUGCACCCCAGGUGGAUUUCGGGUUCUUGCAUCGAACUACCAUGGCCUGAAAGAUCACCCCAAGUUCACGGAUAUCGACAAACUCUUAACGGAGGUGAAUGUGACACCUGCUGAGAUUGCAGAAGAGCUGAUGAAGAGUGAUAAGGCAGAUGUUGCCCUUGAAGGACUCAUUAAGCUUUUUCAAAAGAAAAAAGGUGCAUGUGAUGAGUUGAAGGUGGGAGGAGAUAUUGUUACCACUAAUCGGACCGAUACAGUAGUUGAACAUAGAGCAAUGAGGAGGUUGAGGAAGAUGAGGAAUAAGAACAGAAGGAAGGGAAAUCGUAGUCAUGAUUAGCAUUUAGCUUGAUUUUAAUACUACGUAUGUUUGAUUUGUUGCCAUGUAAUCCUAGAAUAGAAUUUCUCUCAAGACAAUUCUAUUCCUGAGAAUAUUGUUUGGAUUAAUAGCUGCAGAAUAUAAGUUCGCCAACUCAAGCUCCUUCCUUCAUUUUAAGUCUCUUGAAAUAAAAACUAAAAAGUAAC
Cuscuta epithymum is the source of this 1757-nucleotide messenger RNA. NCBI's taxonomy places the organism in Eukaryota, Viridiplantae, Streptophyta, Magnoliopsida, Solanales, Convolvulaceae. The record is from the annotation of a GenBank genome assembly.